Lytechinus pictus (painted urchin) is the source of this 4229-nucleotide messenger RNA. RefSeq lists its product as uncharacterized. The record is from RefSeq and is a predicted model, not a curated record. The transcript is spliced from 4 exons. Bases 1 to 696 code for a protein of 231 amino acids. Lineage: Eukaryota; Metazoa; Echinodermata; Echinoidea; Temnopleuroida; Toxopneustidae.
AUGCAAGAAGAAGUCAUCUUCCAGGCUAGGGAGGUCAAGAAACCCCUAGACCUGGUCCUAUCCAUCUCCACCUCAGCCAAGAUCCUUCUCAACAAGACCCAGGAGGCCCAGCUGGAACUGACCAGUACCCAGACCAGUCCAGAGGACCAGUCUAGACCAGGAUCCUACUAUGGUCAGUCCUAUGCCUGCAGUCUGAGUCUGUCCGGCGAGGUCCACGAUCUGAGAAGCCACAUUCAAGAGCUCUACGAUGUCAUUGUAACAGGAUGGAAAGGAAACCCAUCGAAUGAUGGUGAAAGUGGUAUGAUUGGCUCAGAGUUUGACCCUCUAAAGCUACGCCUGCCGACCGAUGCACUUCUAGUGGUGGUCAACCGUCUCCCUCAAGCCGCAUCCACCCUGGAGCUACUCAGUAUCCAUGGCAACAGCUCCACCUUCUCCGACACCUCCACCACCUCCUCGACAGACGGUCCUGGCCGUCCGACCGACCUGGUGCGCCUGGCUAGCAGACAGCUCCUGACCCACCUCAGGUCACUACAAGAUUACAUACGCAACACCGUUAGGAGGUCACGAAUCCCUGCGGAGUCAGAGACGGGGGUGAAGCGCAGCAAGCACGUCAGGUUUGCUGAGCAUCUCAAUAAGAAGGCAUUCAUCUACAGGUAUUCAUCGAUGUCCUCCGACACCGAUUCUAGCGGGACGUGAAAUGCCAUAAGCCUUCUUUCAAAAUAAUGCAACAUGGUCAAACCCUUCUAAAUGGCCACUUAACAUAGCGAUUAUAUAAUUUAUAUUCCUCUUUCUUAUCCCAAACAUUUUGCCCCUGAAAACUUUCAUCAUUAAGUUCUUGUUCAUUUAUAUAUUAGAAAAAUUGCCAAUACUAGUAGUCCUCAACAUUUAUCAAGUCAAAUAUGAAAAAAGGCUUUAUUGGCUCAUGAGAAAGAUCUCGUUCCUGAGGCAUUGCAUAAAAUUAGUUAAAAACAAGAAAUUCUAGAAAAUCAGCAAGAUUUUACAUCUAGUUCUACAUUUGAAUUUUUACUUCAUAUACAUGUAUGUACUGGGAUCCACAAUUUUCAAACCACAGAAUGUUUCACUGACUAUUUGAUCGUUAGACAUAGUGAUAAUUAGCCCUAAGUUGGUAUUAGACCAAGUUUUACUUCGACCUAAUGGUAGUUUAACCAAGUGGAUUCAGACAGAAUGCGAUGUAAAGCUAGAUGAUCUGGAAAGUAGACCAGUUGGUAUUAGACCAAGUGUUAUUUGGUCCAAAUGCCAAUUAGACCAAUUUGUUUGUAGUCAUAAAUGCAAUGUAUUCAGGAAAGUAGACCUAAUGGUAUUAUACCAAGUGUUAAAUGGUCCAAAUGGGUUUAGACCUAAUGCAAUAUGAGGCUAGAUUAUCUGGAUGAUAGACCAAUUAGUAUUAGACCUAGUGAUAAUUGGACCAAAUGGUCAUUAGACCAAGUUGAUUUGGAGAUGCAGUGGGUUUAGUCACGAUGCAGAGACAUGUACAUGUAAUACAUAGUAUGGAUUAGACCAAUUGGUAAUAUACCAAGUGAUGAUAUCGACUGCAAUUAGACCGAAUGAGUUGAGACUAGUUGUAACUGGACCAGAAGGAAAUAAGACCAAAUAGACAGUAGAUCAAAUGGGUUUUUCAUAAUACAUUGUGGUAUCAUAUGAUUUGUAGAUUAAACCAACUGAUAUGAGAUUAUUGAAUGAUUGCACCCAAUAGCAACAUGACAAAGUUGAUUGUAUGCCAACUGGGUUAAAGACAUAUUAUAUAGUGGUCUUAGGUGCUUUGAGAAUUAAGGUACAUGUAACUGGUAUUAUACCAAGUAGCUAUAGUCCCACAAUAUCAACACUGCCAUGCCAUGCAAAAUGAUUCACAAAACCUUUACAACAAAAAUUGGAGUAACCAUUUCUUAAAUAUACAGUAAUGAACAAAAAAAUUUAGUCAAAGGGUUAUGGUCAGGGGGGCUCUGGUAAUUGCCUUCAUGUAUUUAGUAAAUAUAGGCUUAUUAUAUGUUAAUUUUAUUGAAAUAUCACUGCUUGUUGCCCAAAAUUAAUCAGAAUGUUUAUGUAUAAAGCAUUGUGGAAACGACUAAACAAAUAGCAUAGCAUAGAAGUCUCAUAAAUGUUUCACAUCCUAGAAGUGCCAGAUAUAUUUUCAGGGGGAGGGACUAUUUGAUGGUGUAAAAAGUGUACAUAUUGUCAACAUUUUAUUUCUGCAGUAUAGUAUACCUCUCAACAGACAUUUUUUAGUACAUACAUAUGUAUAUAUACUUGACCAGUUUAACAGUAUUGGAUGUAGAAUACAUGUAUUUCUAUUUUCAAUGACUGAUGUUAUUUAAUCUUAAUUGGCAAUUAAUUUGUGAAUAAUGUGUAGAAAUCUUGUACAAAUUGAUAGAUAAAGAAAUUUUGACAAGCUAGGGUUUGCCUGAAAUCACACUGCUGUAAAUAAAAAAAAAUUAAUAAAUCAUAUAAACGUGUGUAUGUUUAUGUAAGUAAAUAAUUGCAAUUCAGUAAUCAUUUUAUAGAAUUUGUACGACUGCGCAAACAGGUAUUUGCAAUGGAUGGAUAUACUUCAAGUUGUAACAUAGGUGUGUACAUAUGUAGUUGCAAAUACUAAAAAAGAUUAUGCUCACUUAUAAUUGACGAUUCAUGGUUCAAAGGACAUUUACGUGUACAGUGUAUGCUCAAAAGAUUGAGAGAGAAACAGAGAACAUUCUUGGCAUCACAAUACUUUUUAAUCUUAAUUUGAAAUGGAACAAUAAAAGGGAACAAUAAUCAAACGGAAAAAUAUCUGAGAGCCUACAGUGUUUUUCAAGGGAAUUUUAAUGAAUUUACGAAACCAAAAUUGUUAUCUGUUGCUAAAGUGUUCCUGCCUAGGUGAGAAAAAUAUGUAAAGUAUUGAUCAGUAGGAGUGUGUACAAUGUACCCUCAAGUUAGAAUGGGACUAUACUUGAAACUAGAUUACUAGAUAUUAUUAUAGAAGUCAUUACACUCCCCCCCCCCCAUUCCGAAGUCCUCUCCCUCUCUGUAUCUCUCUCUCUCUCUCAACACAAACCCCCCCCCCCUUCUGUCAGUUCAUUGCAUAUAAAUGAAUGAGAAGGAUUAGGCCCAAAAGAUGAAAUUGCUAUCCUUCAAUUAAAUGGGCCUAGCUCCCAGCUGAGCCUUCCUAAUGAGGUUUACUGAAAGAUGCCGGCUGAAGCGAUUAGCGGCCGGCCGGCCACCGUGCAUGCCGAACAUGACCUAUAAAGUUAUGCCCAGACCAAGGCUGAAACUCUGACCACACUGUCAUUGCCAUGGUAAAACCAUUCCAGAUAUGGUAUGUGGAUCUCUGCAUCUGAAAAUGGCGGAUCAGCUAUUUUUAGGAGCCGACUGUCCUUUGGUUGUGUGCCGUAAUUAGGGGAAGUGGGUGUGAAAAGAUGUCUUCUGAGUUUUGUGAUGACAGGUACUUGAUAAUGAUAACGGCAAUUAUAAAGAAAUUAUUGUGAACUCAAUGUAAUUAGAGGUAUCAUGAAAUUCAUACAGAACAUGAUGACCUUUGAACUUUAAUUUGGUUGUUGCUACAGCGGUGAUAACAAGUUAGCGAACCCCUCCACAAAAUGCACUCCUCCAUGCUGAGUGUUGAAUGUAGACAACAACACUACAAAAUUUAUUGAAUGUAAUAUUUUAUCACCUGACUUCACAAUUGAAGAUCUAUAAACAUGGCAUAAUUUGAACACUUUUUAGCACCACUGUAUUAGCCUUCACCAGACGGGGCUAAUAUUGAAUCAAUAUCUCAGGAAACUAGAAAAUAUAAAAAGUGUCCAUUCCUAAGUAAAGUUUAAUGGCAAUCAGAGCAUCAAAAUAAAAGGGAAAUAGCAGUGAGCUUAAUAAAAUGUUUACGUUUUUUAGACACGAUAUUGAUGGGAAUAGAAUCUAUGGUGUUGGAAGUGAUUUAGCAUAUGGCAAUUACAGAUAAAAGAGACAUGAAGAAGUUAAGGAGUUUGUGCCAUUUCAGCAAUUGAUAGAGGCCAACAUGCCAGGUCAAGAUUUAAAAGUUCAUUUCUGUAGACUUUUGACAUAAAAGUCUGUUGAUAGAUGUACAUAGGUUUCUUGUAAAUACCACUGUGCGAGAAUAAGUACGUGUGUGUCACUCUAUUGUGAACUGCAUGCAAUCUGAAUCAUGAUGUCAAUGUAUAAUUCGGUAUGAGGGAUGAGCGCUAGAGCAAACUAGCCCAUAAUAAAUGGAUUGAAGCUUA